AUGGUGAAGGUGCCGCUGGUGACCGCGGUGACCACGGUCUUCAGCUACGGCCUCAUCUUCGCCUUCGGCCACCUCCGCGACUUCUUCCGCUUCGUCUUCUCCGCCGCCGGCGACGGCGACGGCUCGCCGGCCAGCAGCAAGGGUUACGCUCCGAUUUGCGGAGGCCCGGAGGAUUUCUACGCCCGUCGCUUCAUUCGCCGCAUCCAGGACUGUUUUUGGCGACCAAUAGCCAGCAAGCCAGACGCUUGGUUCGACGUGGUUGAGCGCUACUCAAACGACAAUAACAAGACACUCAUUCGUACGACAAAAACAUCUAAGUGCCUUAACUUAGGUUCCUACAACUACCUUGGCUUUGCUGCAGCAGAUGAAUACUGCACCCCUCGUGUUCUUGAAUCUCUGAAGAAAUACUCUGCUAGCACUUGCAGUGUCCGAGUCGAUGGAGGCAACACUAAGCUGCAUGUGGAGCUUGAAGAGCUGGUUGCAAGAUUUGUUGGCAAGCCUGCAGCUAUUAUCUUCGGCAUGGGUUAUGUGACUAACUCUGCAAUUAUUCCUGCCUUGAUUGAGAAGGGAGGCCUCAUAAUUAGUGAUUCACUGAACCACAACUCUAUUGUGAAUGGAGCUAGGGGUUCAGGAGCUAGUGUUCAAGUAUUUCAACAUAACAAUCCUGCACACUUGGAAGAGGUAUUGAGAAAGCAGAUUGCAGGAGGCCAGCCUCGCAGAAACAGGCCAUGGAAGAAGAUAAUUGUGAUUGUGGAGGGAAUAUAUAGUAUGGAGGGGGAGCUAUGCAAACUCCCUGAGAUUAUAGCUGUCUGCAAGAAAUAUAAGGCUUACUUAUAUUUAGAUGAGGCACACAGUAUUGGAGCUGUGGGUAAAACUGGGCGAGGUGUAUGUGAGCUACUAGGAGUGGAGCCAGCUAAUGUUGAUAUUAUGAUGGGGACAUUUACUAAAUCAUUUGGAUCAUGUGGAGGUUACAUUGCAGCAUCAAAAGAGAUUAUUGAUCAUCUGAAGCACAUAUGCCCUGCCCAUAUCUAUGCAACCUCCAUGUCACCUCCAGCCGUCCAGCUGGUCAUCUCUGCAAUAAAAGUUAUCCUUGGUGAAGAUGGAUCUAACAGAGGAGCCAAGAAGCUUUUUCAGAUUCGAGAGAACAGCAAUUUCUUCCGUUCACAGCUUCAGAAAAUGGGUUUUCAAGUUCUUGGAGACAAUGACUCGCCUGUCAUGCCUAUCAUGCUGUACAAUCCUGCUAAAAUACCUGCAUUCUCAAGAGAGUGCCUGAGACAACACGUUGCCGUUGUUACUGUUGCAUUUCCUGCAACGCCACUACUGCUUGCCAGAGCUAGGAUAUGCAUCUCAGCUUCCCACUCUAGGGAAGAUCUUAUUAAAGGAUUGGAGGUUAUAAGCAAAGUUGGCGACCUCGUGGGAAUCAAAUACUUGAAGCAUGAAAAGACUACAUCCGUGGAGGAACUGAAGAAGAUUCAGUGAACAAUGAUAACUGGAACUCUGGAAGCAAUACACUCCAUACACUAGAUUUGUACAGCUUUGUUUCUGAAGUUGUUUAGAUUUGUACAGCUUGUAUUAGGAGCUCCUUGUAUUAUCAUGUAUCAUAGUUCAAAGCACAAGUAGUUUUCUCGAAU
Molecule: messenger RNA, 1631 nt
Organism: Oryza brachyantha (malo sina)
Lineage: Eukaryota; Viridiplantae; Streptophyta; Magnoliopsida; Poales; Poaceae
Product: long chain base biosynthesis protein 2c-like
Exons: 12
Coding region: 1-1479 (492 amino acids)
Biological process (GO): ceramide biosynthetic process; sphingosine biosynthetic process
Cellular component (GO): serine palmitoyltransferase complex
Molecular function (GO): serine C-palmitoyltransferase activity; pyridoxal phosphate binding
Source: RefSeq, a predicted model, not a curated record